AUGUCACAGCCCUGGACAAGAGAGGUUGACAGAUACUGCCAUCAAUACCUACAGCUGGAAGCCAAGCUAGACAUCCCACGACGCGAGAUCCUCAGGCUUCCCGAGGUACAGGAUGCCAUCUUUGCCAAAAUAUUCGCCGACGGGGCCAUCCGUUACGAGCCACCGGUGCGCUUCAAGUUCAAGACGCUGAAAGACCUCGUCUCACAUAUCGAAGAGAGUAUAGAUGACUGGGAUCGACAUGAAGUAUCGGGCGAUAUCCUAGACGCCAUGGGAGUCCUUCUCUCAACACCCCUCCCACCAGAGAUUUUGUCGUCGCAAAAGAAGUUUUACGUUACGUAUCAUGUCUCUGGUAUGCCACCUGAUCAUAGCAGCAGCAGUAGCAGCGGCCGCAAGACCGGGAGCGAGAGCAGUAACUGGAAAGACGACCGAUACAUCACCCUCCUCGAGAACCGUAGUCUCAUCGCCGGAUCAGGCACAACCGGUCUACGCACGUGGGAGGCGGGUCUACACCUGGGCCAGUUUCUCUGCCAGAGUCCAGAAAUCAUCCGAGGCAAAGAAAUUCUCGAACUCGGUGCGGGCACGGGAUAUCUCUCGGUCCUAUGCGCCCGACACCUAGGCGCAGCGCGUGUCAUUGCCUCUGACGGGUCCGACGACGUUAUCAACAACCUCCCCGAGAACCUGUUCCUCAACGACCUGCAGGAUUCUAGACACCAGGUAAUACCCAUGGACGUUAAAUGGGGACACGCGCUCGUGGGGACUGAGGAGACGGACUGGAACGGCGGCAGACCCGUAGAUGUGGUUCUGGGCGCCGACGUGACGUACGAUGACAGGGUGGUGCCGGCGCUGGUUGCUACGCUGGGGGAACUCUUUGUGCUUUAUCCCGAUGUGAAUGUGUACAUUUCGGCGGCAGAGAGAAACGAGAAGACUUUCCAUGUGUUUCUGGAUUCUUGCCGAGAACAAGGGUUAAUGGUCGACAUAUUGGACUUUCCUGUUCCGCCGCCCGAGGAGCAGACGGGACCGUUUUAUAGCGUUGAUGUUGCUAUGAGUAUAUGCAGAGUAUCAAGGUAG
This is a messenger RNA of Geosmithia morbida, 1068 nucleotides long. RefSeq names its product putative methyltransferase. The record is from RefSeq and is a predicted model, not a curated record. Bases 1 to 1068 code for a protein of 355 amino acids. The transcript has 2 exons. NCBI's taxonomy places the organism in Eukaryota, Fungi, Ascomycota, Sordariomycetes, Hypocreales, Bionectriaceae.